Messenger RNA from Plasmodium malariae, 6387 nucleotides. RefSeq names its product conserved Plasmodium protein, unknown function. NCBI's taxonomy places the organism in Eukaryota, Apicomplexa, Aconoidasida, Haemosporida, Plasmodiidae. The coding region runs from base 1 to 6387 and encodes 2128 amino acids. The transcript has a single exon. The record is from RefSeq and is a predicted model, not a curated record.
AUGGAUAACAUUAUUGAUACUUACGAAAUAAUUGGAAAAAUUGAUGACCAAAAAUCAAUUUCUUCAAAUAGCUUGUUAAAUAAUGAAGAAUUUAACGAUAUUUCUUGCAUCGAUAUAGGAGAUAAAGAUUGUUGUGGCCUAAACAAGGCAGCCAAAAAUAUUAGCACGUUAGAUGAGGCAAAAGAGAAGGAGAUAUAUUGUAAUACAAGCGGAUACACGAAUGGGAAUGAAAAUGAGAAUGGAAAUAAAAAUAGUUCAUCGAAUUUACAAGAUGAAAGGAAAACGGACAAAGAACAGAUUGUAGGAAGUUGCAAAAAAGGAGAAAGUAAAAAUGUAAACAAGUCAAACAUGGUAAUGUGUAAAAAUGGAGAAACUCCUAAUAACGAGCAAGAAAUGAAUAAUAAUGAUACUAUGCAUGGGAAGGAUGCUGUGAAUGGGAAGGAUGCUGUGAAUGGGAAGGAUGCUGUGAAUGGGGAGGAUGCUGUGAAUGGGGAGGAUGCUGUGAAUGGGGAGGAUGCUGUGAAUGGGGAGGAUGCUGUGAAUGGGGAGGAUGCUGUGAAUGGGGAGGAUGUUAUGUAUGGGGACGAUAAUAAUAAUGAAAUAAAUGCAAGUAACUUGAAUGGAGAAAAUUGUAGUACCAUACUGAAUAACAUGAACGCAAGUAAUAAAAACACCUCAAAGGGUGAAGAAGGAAUUAAAAAAAUUUCCUCAACAGAGGAAUUAAAUAAAAGCAUGAGAAAUGCAGAUAUGAUAAAUGGUAGCAGUAUUAGUAGCAGCGGCAAUAAUAAUAAUAGUAAUAAUAAAGGUAAUUGUAAAAUAAGUAACAGUAAGAAUAAUUGUAAGAAACAUUACAAGGUAUUAAUUCACGCUCCUGCUUGUUGGAAGGGAGAAAAAUUUAAUUCCACACCAUAUAUUUUUGUUUAUGAUAAAACAACUAAUUUUUUUAUAUAUAGUGAAUCGCCUCUAGAAAUAGAAAAAUAUAUUAUUGAUACAAGUGCUGAUGAUUUUGAAAGUAGGGUAUUAACAAUAAUGUUUUAUGACACUCUUUUUGCAUGUUCUACAUCUUCCCUUCUUAUGAAAAAUAAUAAAGGAGAAUUACAAUACUUACCAAAACCACUUAGCGUAUUUUAUUUACCAUUAUGUAAGAUAGACCUAGAGAAUGAUUCUGUAAAAUAUAGGUUAUCCCUAAGAACAAAUGUUAUUUUAUGUGAUAUAAACAUAAAUGAAGCUAUUAGUUUAUUUAAUAAUAGCUCAAGAAUAAAUGGUCAGAAUGUAAAUAAAUUCAGUUUACAUUUUAUUUUGAAAAAUAAUAAUUAUACAGAUAAUGAUGCAUAUAAUUACCUGCAUUAUCCGACCAAAUUUUAUGGUGUGCCUCGUUCUAAUUUAUCAUCCUGUGUACAAAAAUAUAAGGGAAGUAACGAAAGGUUAUACAACAAUGCAACCAAAAAUAACACAAACAAUUAUGCUGACAUUGCAACUAAGGUUAAUGUUAAUGUUAAUAAUAAUAGUAAUAAUAAUUAUAGUAGUUGUAAUAAUAAUUAUAGUAGUUGUAAUAAUAAUUAUAGUAGUUGUAAUAAUAAUUAUAAUAGUUGUAAUAAUAAUUAUAAUAGUUGUAAUAAUAAUUAUGGUAGUUGCAAUAACGUCACUCGUAGAUACUUAAUGAAUUACUCGAGGAGUCAAGUACACACAUUUAAAAAUAACACUGUGGAUCAAGACCAACUUAUCUCACUAGAUAAGUUGAAGAAUAAAUGGGAACAAUAUGCGCAUGCGCAUCUAAGAAGGGACAACACAAAAAUUGGCUUAUAUAACGCAGGGGAAAAGAAAAACACAAAAUUAAACACAUAUAACAAGUCGAGUGGUGGUGAACCCUUUGUCAGUAAGAUGAAAUCAGAAAAAUCGUUAAACGUAGAAAGCGAUAGCAACAACUACAAAGUAAACAUAAAUAGAAAUGGCAAUAACAACGGUAUAAUUCAAAAUACGCUAAACCUUGAUAAAAAGGAUAAUGAAGAAAAUGCAAAAGAUAGCUUACUUAACAGUCAGCUGUACAACAAACAGAUGAAUCAAAAGUCGGAUGAUAACACAUCAAGUUACAGUAGAACAAAAUCUUACUACGAUUUAUUACGUAACAACGCAAGAUCAUAUAACGACUAUGACAUCAAAGAUGAUAUUUUACCCGAAGACAGCGCUUCUAUGAUACAUGUUUUUGAUAAAGAAACUGCUCGUUCGGAAAAGGGGAAAAAAAUUUUAGAAGGCGGAAGCACACUAACAAGCAACAUUAGAACUGUUAAUAAUAUGUUUACAACAUGCGUCAAGAAGAUAAUGAAAAAGAGGAGUGAAAUUAAUAGCGUUGAAUAUGAUCAUUCAGUAAACAAGGAUCCCGCAGAUAGCGGCCAUUCCAAAAAAGACUACGCCCAAAACGGUCAUACCCCUAAUAACCAUGCAAAUAAUAAACAUCCGGAUUCACCUAAUGAGGAAGGGACCCAAGAUAAAAUCCACUUCAAGGAAUAUGAAAAUAUGGACAACUUCAAUGAAGAACUAUCAGUAAACUAUUCUCAAAUACAAAAUCUCAAAUAUUUCAAUACAGCAAAUUCUGUAUGCUCCUCGUACUUGAAAAAUGAUGAAAACUUAAUAUUAGCUAUAAAAGAAAUAAAACAAUGGAUGGAAAAAAUAGAAGAUAAAGUUAGUACAAUAUCGUACGAAAAGAGUGAAGUUAACUUACGUUGUAUAAAUAAUAGUAAUGAUGUUAAAUAUAACAAAAUUUUAAAGUAUCUAAUAAAAAGUGUGAGAAAUCAUAUAAAACUAAAAAAUAGAAGUAUUUACAAAAUAUGUUAUUUAAAUAUUAGGAAUUUGUAUCUAAUGAAAAAAAAUGAUAAAGUAAAAUUUGAGAAUAAAUUAUUAAUAAGAAAUUAUGGAGAUCUUAAAAGUAAAUAUAAAAACGUGUUAGUAAAUUUAUGCAAAAACAUCUUCUUAAUAAAAUAUUAUGCUAUAAGGGACAAGUUUCAUUAUAGUAAAAAAUAUGAAAAUAUGAUGAGAUAUGUACAAUUAGAAAAAAACGAUUUAUUAAGUAUAAUUGAAGAAAAGAAGUUCGAUCAAGAAAAUAGUCUAAAUAUUAAUUUGAUGCUAUCAGUAGAGCUGAAAAAGCUACAAGAAGAAAAGGAAUCUAUUCUUAGUAAAAGUUAUUAUUAUAAAAAUGAAACGGAAAGUAUAUCUACCAAAUAUGAGUCUCUAUAUAAGGAUUUUGAUACCAUAAAAGAAGAAUUAGAAAAUAUAAAGAAGGAAAAUGAAUGUUUGAAGGACCAACAUGAAAAUAUGAAAAAAGACAAAGAAUCUUUAAUAAAAGAAUUAGGUGAUACCAAAGCAAAAUAUUUUAAUCUAACUGGUAUAUUAGAAGGAGAGGAAAAAAUGUAUGGUAAAAAAGUAGAGGAGUUAGAAAACAAACUUCAGCAUGUUACUCAAGAAAAGAAUAUUCUAAUUAAUGAAAUAAAGGACGAAAUUGAUACCUUUACAAAAAUGAUAAAUGAGAAAGAUGAAGAAAAUAUAAAAAUAAAAGAAAAAUUAAAAGAAUUAAAAAAUAUAGAAGAGAAGUAUAAACACACACAAAUAAAUUUUGGGGCUCUUAAAAAAGAAUUUGAAAAAAGUUUUGACCAAGUCCAAAUGAUAUUAAAAGAAAUGAUUCAAAAAGAGAAGGAAUACACCAAAAAAUAUAAUGAUUCUAUUAAAUUUUUGGAAGAAGAACAUAAAGAUAUAGUAGAAAAAUUAUUACAUGAAAAAGAUAAUACAAUUUACGAGUGUAAUUAUUAUAAAGAUUUAUGUAAAAAUCAAUUCAAUAAAAUGAUAACAUUUGAUGAAAGUUUAACAACAACAGAGAAAUUGUUGGAUCACGUCUUGUCCCAGUACCCGCAACUAUUUAAUGAUCUCAAAAUUAAUUCUAGAAAUAAUUUAUUAAAUAAAUCAUUUGGGAAAAUGCAUUAUGAAAAUAUACAGGCUGUGCGGGAUAACAUUAAACUAAUUAAAAAAUCGUUAAGCCAUUUUAAAAUGAGUUGUAAGAGCAGUUCAUACAAUUUUCAUACGUCUUCAGAUUAUAACAAAAAAUAUAAUUAUAAUAGUAAUAAUAAUAAUAGUAGUAAUAAAAACAGUAGUAAUAAUAACAGUAGUAAUAAUUAUUACAAAAAAACUAGCUACUCUUCCAGCGUAAGAAAUAAAGGAAUUAGUAGUCUUUUAAGACACUAUGAAAAUGAUACAAAAAAUCAAGAGGAAAAAAAAAAUUCCUAUUUUGAUUAUGAGCAUCUGGAUGAACAGAUACUCAGCAGGAAAAGAUCAAUCAGUAACAACGCCAAUAGAAAUGUAUCUAUGGUUUCUAUUAAUUCUCAUAAAAAUAUAGAUCUAAAGAAAAAAAUGGAUUCUUAUAAUUCUAUGUUGUACAAGAAUGUUGCACCGUCUACUAGUACAACCGGUUCUAUGAUUAGUAAAAAUAAGCCCCCCUCAGUUUUUGAUAAGAAUAAAAACAGUCAUUAUGGCACAAAAGAAGGAAGUCAGAUGAAUAGCAGCUCGAAAUAUUCGAAACAUAGUAAUAAGCUAAAUAACUCAAAUAAUCAGGGAUGCGUUAAAAUGGAAAAGGUUGUGCAAAGCAUUCUGAAUCAAAUAGACAAGGGGAAGGAGUACUCUGACAAUAACAGUGAAAGUGAAAGUGAUAAUGAAAUUAUUAACCGACUGAGCAAAGAUGAUAUGGCCAAUUAUAAGAGGGAAUACCACAAACAAUCUUGUAAAGGAAACGAUGAAUACAACGAUAAGCACGACGGUAAGCACGACGAUAAGUACAACGAUGAAUACAACGAUAAGCACGACGGUAAACACGACGAUAAGUACAACGAUGAAUACAACGAUAAGCACGACGGUAAGCACGACGAUAAGUACAACGAUGAAUACAAUGAUAAGCACGACGAUAAGUACAACGAUGAAUACAACGAUAAGCACGACGAUAAGCACGACGAUAAGUACAACGAUGAAUACAACGAUAAGCGCGACGAUAAGCACGACGAUAAGUACAACGAUACAUACAACGGUAAGUACAACGAUAAAUUUAACGAUAAAUGCAACGAUAAAAUCAACAAUGAAUACAACGAUAAAAGCAACAAUGAAUGCAACGAUAAAAGCAGCGACAAUUCUGAUAAGAUCAAUUAUAAGCAUUAUGAUAAAAAGGGAAAAAACAGUUUUAAUUUGAGUGCAACAUUGCAUGGAAGCCUAAUAAAAGACGUAAACGAGUUGAAGAACAUGGACGUUGAAAAUAUGUAUGAACAUCUGGGUUAUUCUGAUAACGUGUGCGUGUCAGAGGAUAUCGAUACAGGAGAUGGAGCAGGGGGUAAUGGUGGUGAAGUGGCAGACGAAGUUAUCGACGCGAAGGUUGAUGAGGUCGUUGACACACAGGUCGAUGUAAAUGCAGUUGACCAUUGUGAUGAGAUGAAAAAGCAUACACCAGAUGAUGAGAAAGAAUUGAAAAAUAGUCAUUUGGACAAGGUUGAAAGUAGUAAGAGUUCAAAUGGAACUGAUAAAAUUUACGAGUUUGACCAAAAUAAUUUCAAAGAAAUAAUUUCAUUCAUCGAAAAAAAUGUUAUUAAAAAUUCUGAGUCCAUUCAUAAGGAUAAGAAAAAUAAUGAACUCAAAAAUGGAUAUUCUAAAAAUGCUUCUAAUAAUAGCUCCCAUUUCGACGCUAUGGGUGAUAAGAACAAUUAUAUUAACUACUACGAUGACAGGUACAAUAAUAGUAAUAAUACUGCUAAUAUUAAUAGUACUAAUAAUAUUAACAGUAAUAAUAAUGAUGCUGCUAAAAUUAAUAAUAAUGGAAAAACUAUCCCCGAUAAAAAAUUCCUCUGCAAAAUAAGUAAGUUUUCCAAGAAUGCGAGUUCAUCCAUUACCCCCUAUAAAUCAUUGAAUUUUAAUAAUAAGCAAACAGAAAAACAUAAAAAUACUGAUAAAACAAUUAAAACGGCCUUAGAUAGUAGUUACAUUAAAAAUAUAAGUAAUAACACUAUGACACUAAAUUACAAAAGUAACAUAACACCAAACGUGAAAAAUGCUAAUCAGAAGAACGCGAGCUAUACAAUAUCAACAGCUAGACCAUUAAUAAACAGUUCAAGAAAAAACUCCCCCUUGAUUUACCAAGAGGAAAAUCAAAAAAAUUCUACUAAUAAUAAUGAGGGAAAUAUGAAAAAAUAUAAUAGUACUCAUUAUAAGUGCAAAAAAUUGGAAGAAUCAGCUAAUAUUAAAAAAGAUGAUCCACAGAAUGUGAACUAUUACAAAUCUUCUACAAUCAAAAAAAGUUUGACAUAUGAUGACAAGUUCAGGAAUAAAAAUACUGCCUCAAGUAAAACUCUUAUUGUAAGAAAGUGA